Molecule: messenger RNA, 3111 nt
Organism: Plasmodium fragile
Lineage: Eukaryota; Apicomplexa; Aconoidasida; Haemosporida; Plasmodiidae
Exons: 1
Coding region: 1-3111 (1036 amino acids)
Source: RefSeq, a predicted model, not a curated record
AUGACUAGCGUGAGUGGGAAAAAUUCAGAACCCGAUACAAGCCACAUGGGUACGUCCUGCCCCUCCUCUAAAGAUGGGAUCAAUGAGAACAGCGACACACAACCAGAGGAGGAGAGGACUCAAAGGAACUUAAGCAAGCAACAUAAGAAUGGCACACAUGCAUUUGUCACCAGUAAUACUUCAAAAGGCAAGAGUAACGUAACGAUGGUCCAUGAGGAGAGGACACAAACAUACACACCGUUCGAAGUACAACGGGCAUUUAAAAGUGAUACCAGUCUGAAGGCAGAACAGCCAUCCAGUGAAACCCACGCAAAGGGAACAAGUCUCACCGGCGCAAGUGACAAAAGGAAGAGUCAACACUCUACUAGCAAAGUGACCUCCCCAACCUGCUCCGCGAAAACAUACAAAGAAAGGGUCACCGGUAAAGUAGAGCAGGUCAACGAAGCUGCAGUAAUUGAAGCCAGGGCCAAGAAGGACGUGACCGAAAUGGAAACACCCCAGUUGGGACGCCAACCAAGUGAUUCUCAAAAUUUGCCGAGCGAAAAAAAAAAAAAAAGGAAGAAAAAGAAAAAAAGAAAAGGAACCACCAUUCAUGGGGUUAUGAAUGACGACGCGAACGACAGAACGAAGGAACCAGCCAAAGGAGAAAGCAGCCUCCAGUACGAGUCCUGGCACGAGAUGGGCGACCCGGAAGGGGAGGAUCCGCCCAGCAGGAAGAUGCAACCCAGCGGAAGUGACUCAGUCGUGGAGGACACACAAACGGGAAAGAGCCGAACAAAUGAGGACACCGAAUCUAAUGCGAACGAAAACAGGAUGAACCCACAAGACGGCUGGCCCAAGAAAAAAAUAACCCUCCUUAAGAGGAACGAAAUGAAGUAUGAAAAAUACACAGGGGGAGGAAAUUACCCCAUAGGAACUGCCCCUAGUGGAGGAAAAAAGUGGCACCAAGACACAUCCCAGAAGACACUCGAGCAAAGAGAAAAAGAAUAUAAAAAAAUACGAGCCAGAAUUUUUUCCAAUUUUAAUAAAAAGAAAAAUAACUUAAAGGUCCCUGAUGACUGCAUGUUCAAAGACGGUUCUAACGGUGUGCACGAUCUUCCCCCAGUUAACCAUUUUGCCAUGCCGGUUGGAAGUCCUUACGGUGCACCCAUGAACAGUACUUACGACACAACCCUUAACAACAUCUACGCGUGCGCGAUGACUGGAGCCUAUGCCCCGGCGAAUACCAACCCGUAUGGUACCAACUUCUGUAACCUCCCCCCUAGUAACCAUGACAAUCACCUGUACACACAUAACACUAUGCAUAUAGGCCGGAUGAACGCAACAAACGAUGUGCCUCCGCCACCCCCGACCUUCUACCCAAGCGGACAAACAGUGUACACAAAUUACAUGUACGAUAUGCAAAACCAAUCAAGCUUUCCCAACACAGGUGCGUCCUUCCCCUUUCCCAUGGAAGCAAGUGCCAACUGUUACCCGCACUACAAGAAUGUUAAUUACCUACCCGGAAGGAGGAAUAUUUCAAAUCGGGGCAAAACACAAAUGGUAGAUAGUGGCACCAAGGGAGACGUAAGUAAAGAUACGCUAAUAGGUAUAAACCAGUAUGAAAUAAACAGUGGUGGUUAUAACAGUGGGGCGUACGUCGAAGGAGGAGUGUACCCCACAGGUACAUAUAACAACAAUGUGCAUAACAAUGGUAUGUAUGCUUGCGGGGUGCAAAGUGGAAUCCCCCCCACUGAUCCCAUGCAAGGCACUGCACUGAUGAAUCUCCCACAACAGAACAGCCUCGCAAACAUCACGCACGUAGAUGCGAUUAGCCAAAUGACCAACCAAGGUAAACUCCUCAACACAGUUAGGACAACCUUCAAAGGAAAACACUUUACAUCUUUAACUAACAGAUUGAAUCAAGACGUUUGUAAAAAAAAUAAAUCAGCAAUGGACAAACAGAUCAACAGUGGCUCCAGGAAGAAAGCAGCAAAUGGAAUACAUAACAAUAGCAUAGCUUCUGAAGUGCCUAGCCAAAUGGACUUCUGUCAUGGGGGGAUGGAAAAUGUACACAGCUCUGCUGGUGCUACGGUCACUGGGGUGGGAGGCACCUCUCGGAGGAAGAAAAAGGACGACAAUGCCAGGGGUGUUUCCAGUACCGCUGUACCUACAAAUGCAUGCACAAUGACAAGCAACAACUUGGUGAACACCACCCCAUUGAACUUCCACACCAAUGAUGGGCACCGCUGGGAACAUACAAACAAAAAGACUAGCGAUAUAGAAAGUGCGAAGGGAAAGCGAAUACAAGCAAGCUCUCCCCUGGUUAACGCCAAGGGAGAGACCCACAUCAACAAGCAGCAACCCCAUUGCACUACUCAAUCGGAGGGCACCGCCGAGGAACAAUUCCCACAUCACACAAAUGAAGAAGGCGCUCUGGGUGCAAGAAGUGAUUCAAAGAAAAACAAAAAAAAAACAUGCUCUCUUCAGGUGAAUAUACCAAAUGAAGGGCAAGAAAGAAAGACCUCCCAGUGGAAGGGAGAGGAACUACCCUCUCCACCACUCCACCACAAUGAUUCACAACCCGCAAGGGAGAACCCCUUAGCAGGUGCGCUCACCAGCACGAACGACAAUAAAGGUACUACACAUACCAAUGCAAGCUGCUCAAAUGGGGGAGAUAAGAAUAGGCCACUGCCAAACCUAGACGACAUGACCAAUAACACGGACGUGAAGGGGAAAAAGAAAAGGAAUAACAAAAGGAAGAAAAAGAAAAAUGCGCAAUGUGGUGUGACAACGGGGACGGUUACCUCUAUGGGGUCAUCCAUGGGGCCACCCAUCACCACCGUGACCACCACUGCGAUGACGCCGCCCUCGGUGAACCCUCAUGCAGCCAACGCCAUCCCCCUUGGCAGCCCCAACGGACCAAUACCAAGUACCCCUUACCUACAAAGCCAAAGCAUACCCCCCGGAAGAACGAACCACCCAGUGCACAAGUAUAGCGACCCCCUCUUUGGCAUUGACGAGCUAGAGUACUGCAGGGACAUAACCCUAUACGAAAGGAGAUAUGAUAAGGGCAACAACACGUUAGAAAAUAGUAAGAGGUACGAUGUGGAUUUCCCUUCUUUGUAUUGA